Molecule: messenger RNA, 1827 nt
Organism: Mauremys mutica (yellowpond turtle)
Lineage: Eukaryota; Metazoa; Chordata; Testudines; Geoemydidae
Product: paired box protein Pax-8-like
Exons: 12
Coding region: 260-1645 (461 amino acids)
Biological process (GO): anatomical structure development; regulation of transcription by RNA polymerase II
Molecular function (GO): DNA-binding transcription factor activity, RNA polymerase II-specific; RNA polymerase II cis-regulatory region sequence-specific DNA binding
Source: RefSeq, a predicted model, not a curated record
CAAGCAAUCAAAAGUCAAACGGAGAUUUCUGGUGGUGCUGCCCCCGCCCCUCCCCCCGCCGAGCGGGUACUCGGAGACAGGCAGCUGGAGGCGGGUGCUGCAGCCGAACAGGCCUGCAAGACAUUUGUGUGGGGGGUUGAGAUCCAAAGGUGACCCCCCCUGCAGCGCCCAGCGCCUGCUUGGGAAGAAGAGAUCUGCCGCCAGGAGCAGCUGCCCGCCUUCCUUCUGAGGGGCGAUCUCCCCCGCCCCCUAACCAGCCAUGCCCCAUAACACCAUCCGAUCAGGCCUCCCCUGGCCUGCCCGGGGCUGGCUUUGUCUCUCGGCAGGGCACGGCGGGUUGAACCAGCUGGGCGGGGCCUUCGUGAAUGGCCGCCCGCUGCCGGAAGUGGUCAGGCAGCGCAUUGUGGACCUGGCCCACCAGGGCGUGCGGCCCUGCGACAUCUCCCGCCAGCUGCGAGUCAGCCACGGCUGCGUCAGCAAAAUCCUGGGCAGUAGGUACUACGAGACCGGCAGCAUCCGGCCCGGCGUGAUUGGCGGCUCCAAGCCCAAGGUGGCCACCCCCAAGGUGGUGGAGAAGAUCGGGGACUACAAGCGGCAGAACCCCACCAUGUUCGCGUGGGAGAUCCGUGACCGCCUGCUGGCCGAGGGCGUCUGCGACAACGACACCGUGCCCAGCGUCAGCUCCAUUAACAGAAUCAUCCGGACCAAAGUCCAGCAGCCAUUCAACCUCCCGAUGGACAACUGCGUGGCCUCCAAAGCUCUGAGCCCUGGGCACAGCCUGAUCCCCAGCUCGGCCGUGACCCCCCCAGAGUCACCCCAGUCGGACUCGCUGGGCUCCACCUAUUCCAUCAGCGGGCUCCUAGGCAUCGCCCAGGCCAGCAGCGACAGCAAGAGGAAGAUGGACGACAGCGACCCGGAGAGCUGCCGGCUCAGGAUGGACACCCAGAGCAGCGCCAGCGCCGCCCGCAAGCACCUGCGCUCCGAAGCCUUUGGCCAGCCCCCCCUGGAGCCACUGGAGUGCCCCUUCGAGCGGCAGCACUACCCUGAGGCCUACACCUCCCCCAGCCAUGCCAAGGGCGAGCAGGGUCUCUACCCGCUGCCUCUGCUGAGCAGUUCGCUGGACGACGGCAAAGUCGCGCUGACCGCUUCCAACACGCCUCUCGGCCGCGGCCUGGCCGCCCCCCAGCCGUACGCGGCCGUGACAGACCCCCACUCCCCCUUCCUUGUAAAGCAGGAGACCCCCGAGGCCUCCAGCCCGAGCGCCACCCCUUCCUCUUUAUCUAGUGCCGCCUUUUCGGACCUGCAGCCCGGGCCGCCUUUCAGAGCCUUCCCCCACUGCUCCGCCAUCUACGGCCAGUUCCCCGGCCAGGGCCUCGUCCCAGGGCGCGAGAUGGUCGGCUCCACCCUGCCUGGCUACCCCCCGCACAUCCCCACCGGCGGGCAGGGCAGCUACGCCUCCUCCGCCAUCGCUGGCAUGGUGGCAGCAGGCAGUGACUACUCUGCGAACGCCUACAGCCAUUCCCCCUACUCCACCUACGGUGAGGCCUGGCGCUUCCCCAACUCCAGCCUGCUGAGUUCCCCGUAUUAUUACAGCUCUGCCUCGAGGGCCCCUGCGCCCCCUGCCGCUGCCUACGACCACCUGUAGCUGCCAUGGAAGCCGCAGCACAGGACCCCCGGACGGGCCCGGCGCAGCCAGCCAAAGGCAUUGUUAUUUAUUACCUGGCGAGAGCGCACAGCCAGCCCCGACGCCCGCAGGGACGGGGUGACACGGCCACCUGCGGCACCGGCACAACUGCUUUGUGGGGACGUGGGGCGGAGGCAUCUGGG